Theobroma umbraticum is the source of this 1158-nucleotide messenger RNA. RefSeq names its product receptor-like protein 18. Lineage: Eukaryota; Viridiplantae; Streptophyta; Magnoliopsida; Malvales; Malvaceae. Gene Ontology annotation, molecular function: protein binding. The record is from RefSeq and is a predicted model, not a curated record.
CAUCACCUCAAUAGUUCAAAAUACUCUUUGUUCAAAUUUAAAUCCAUGUUCUUCUAAGAGCCGGCAUGCUUGUCAGAUUCAUGCACAUUUGAUCCUCUUCAUUCCCGAGGUGAUGAACUCGAGCUGCUCUUAUCCUUCAAAUCUUCAAUCAAUGAUCCGUUGGGCUUCCUCUUCAACUGGAAUUCCUCUACCCCAUUAUGCCUGUGGGAUGGAAUCACUUGCAACAAUUUUUCUAAGGUUAAGGUGCAUUUGGCAAAAUGAAGAGCUUGAAGUGGAUUUACUUUGGCCAUAGCCACCUUUCUGGAGAAAUUCCACAAGAAAUUGUUCAUUUGGUUUCUAUGGAUCAUCUUGAUCUUGGCUCCAACAAUCUCAGUGGAGAAAUUACAUCCUCAUUUGGAAACCUCAGCAAUCUUCGACACCUCUUCCUUUUCAACAACAAGCUUACAGGUUUGCUUCCUAGAUCCAUUUUUGGCCUCAAAAAGCUUGUUGAACUUGAUCUUAGUUAUAAUCAUUUAUUUGGAGAGAUCUCAGAACACUUAAAUGAGUUGCAGAGCUUGGAGACUCUUCAUCUUUUCAACAACCACUUUACCGAUAAAAUUCCAAAUGCUCUAGCAUCUUUGCCUCGUCUUCAACAAGUUGAUCUUUCAUCAAACAACUUGACCAGAGAUUUUCCUUCUUUGAUCUACAAUAUAAGUUCCAUCGAAGUUCUAGACUUAGCUUACAACAACUUAAGCGGAAUCAUUCCACCAUGUUUGGGAAACUUCAGCAAAAGUGUUUCAGUUUUAGAUUUGCGAAUGAAUCAUUUUCAUGGAACAAUCCUUGAAACUUUUGGUGAAGAUUGUGGGUUGAGGAAUGUCAACUUCAAUGGCAACAAAUUAAAAGGUUCUUUACCAUAAUGCUUGGCCAAUUGUAGAACCUGGAAAUGAUGGAUAUUGGCAACAACAAGAUAAAUGGUACAUUCCCCUAUUGGUUAAAUACUCUGUCAGAAUUACACGUUCUUGUUUUACGAUCAAACAAAUUGCAUGGUGUCUUACAAAGUUCCAAGACCAUCCAUUCCUUUCCUAAGUUACAGAUUCUUGACCUCGCUAACAAUGAAUUCACUGAUCCUUUGCCCAAAGAUAUAAUAAAAAACAUGAAGGCCAUGAUGAAUCUUGAUGA